AUGGGAGUUGAUUUAGGAGACGAAGCACUUAAUAGUUUACCUUCAAAAAAAAAGUACACUAUUUUCGAUAUUGGUGAUGUGGGCUGUGACAAUUUUCAUUAUUAUAAGUUGGCAAAAGAAAGUUUACUAGGUACACAGUUGCUUAACGAUGCUUAUAACAAAAUACUUAAAGCAUUAUGUUAUAUAUAUAAAGCACAUGAGGCAAGAAAAAUCGGUGAAGAUGAUUGUCAUUACCUAUAUUUUUGGUUAGGAGAUGCAUUAGAUAAAAAUUUAAUUAAUAGAAUUUCAUUUCCGACUCAUAUGGAAACACUUAAAUUUUUACUAAACAGUGAUGAUGGUAAGAAAAUAUGUGAUUAUAAUAAAUAUAAUAUGACUAAGCAAAAUUUUAUGGAUAUUAAGAAUUUAUUUGAUCUUUUGAAAGAUUAUGAUGAGCUUAAAAAAUAUUUCAAUUCACCUAUUAAUUCAUGUAACAGUAAUUUUCAGAUACAUCUUGAUGGAUAUGUUAUGACAUAUAGACAGUGCCAUAACAGUUGUAAUGAUAUAGGUAAUAGCGAGGAUACUUGUAAAUUUUUUAAACAAUAUUUUAAGAGUAAGGAACAAAUGGAUAUCCUUAAUUGGAAAUGCAAUUCAGAAGAAAUUACAGGUAGUUUAUCAGCACGACAACGAUAUCAUGGAAAGUCCGUACAAACAGAAGUACAAAUAAUAGAUGCACAGACACAAACACAAUCACAAUCACAAUCACAUAUAAAUCUAGAGCCAGUGCCAGUACCAGACCCAGUGCCAGAGCUAGAGAUAGAGCUACAUCCAGAUACAGUUCGUGUACCACAGCUCAAGCAUGAAGAAGAAUUACUUAGAAGAGGGACACAAGAAGGUCCACAUAUGGAAGUUCAAUUAAGAAAAACCUAUGAAGACGAAGGUGGAGAACAUUUAAAAUAUGAAAAUUUAGAACAUACUAAUUUGUAUUCUAGAGAUCCGCAAUCGAGCACCACUAUAGGUAUUUCAGAUGACCCUUCAGCUUUUUCAUCACCUAAAAGUAUGGUUAUUGCUCCAUUAGUUAUAGGUAUUACAGUUUUAUCUAUUAUACUGUGCAAAUUUACACCAUUUGGGUAUUGGUUAAAAAAAGCCUUACUGGGGAAACCUCAAAGAAAACGUAAUAUUAUAAUGGAUAAAAAUAAAAUAGAAGAUUAUUCUAUUACUGAAGAUAUAGAAUCAUUGAGAAGAUUUAAUAUAAAAUACAGUAAUAUAUAA
This is a messenger RNA of Plasmodium gonderi, 1248 nucleotides long. Its product is annotated as variable surface protein. The coding region runs from base 1 to 1248 and encodes 415 amino acids. NCBI's taxonomy places the organism in Eukaryota, Apicomplexa, Aconoidasida, Haemosporida, Plasmodiidae. The record is from RefSeq and is a predicted model, not a curated record. The transcript is spliced from 3 exons.